Molecule: messenger RNA, 1711 nt
Organism: Sinocyclocheilus grahami
Lineage: Eukaryota; Metazoa; Chordata; Actinopteri; Cypriniformes; Cyprinidae
Product: pleckstrin homology domain-containing family G member 5-like
Exons: 14
Coding region: 361-1653 (430 amino acids)
Biological process (GO): Rho protein signal transduction; endothelial cell migration
Cellular component (GO): endocytic vesicle; plasma membrane; axon
Source: RefSeq, a predicted model, not a curated record
CGCCUGCUUGUUUAAAAUAGCUGUGUGUGUAAAAGGAUGUCAUGUUGACUUUGAAAGAGGAUAUGCCACAACGCAAUUCAGUUAAAUUUCAGCUAGUAAACCUUGAGGCCAGAAAGGAGACAAAAACUUGGUGCGUCAACGACACAGUCAACAGGUCCUUUUGUGUCUCCGCAGCGCACGCAAGGUGAAGCGCUUUGGACGCACUCAAGCAUACAGAUAAGGACUGCUAACAACACGACAGAGCUCAUGUCUGCUCUACAGCUGAUACUCAGAGGACGCUAUGGUCGGAUGUCUCUUAACUGAGGACAACACAUGAAUACGCUGAACUUGUAAAUUAAGCCACAUGGUUAACAGCACAUAAUGCUUCGAUACGGAUCGCCACCCAAGAGCUGGCUUGGGCUUCGUCUGCGACUAAGUGAGAAGCCUGCACAGGAGGAGAAAACUGGCAUCUUGUGUCAGCAUCCCAACUGUCCCGAACGGCGGCUUGCUUCCAAGGUGUGUCACCACCCGUCGUGUCAGGACAUUAGAGACGGCAGCCCACUGCACCUCUGUGAGUCAUGUGACUCAAACUGCCAUCCCGUCGCCCGUGACGGAAUGCUCUUUGACAGGCAUCCACGGUUUGACCUGCAACCACAAAGUUCCAUCCUGGCCCGGAACGUGUCCACUCGUUCCUGUCCGCCUCGCACCGGUCCCCCCUCUGACAUGGAGGAUGGGGAGGAUGGAUACUCUGACCUAGGGGAUCGCAGGAGUGGAGGAAUGAAACUGGUUAAGAAGAAGACCAGACGCCGACACACAGAUGACCCCAGCAAGGAGUGCUUUACUCUGAAGUUUGACCUAAAUAUUGACGUCAGCAUGGAGAUCGUCCCAGCUGUGAAGAAGAAAACUUUGAGAGAAGUCCUGGGAGCUGUAUUUGAAAGAAAAGGCAUUGAGCUGUCACGGGUCAACCUGUUCCUAGAUCAGUCCAAUACCCCACUUUCCCUGGGAUUUGAAGCAUACCGCUUUGGUGGGCACUACCUCAGAGUACGAGCUCGACCAGGAGAGGAGCUGAAAGUGGAGAGGUGUGUGAAAGACCCCCGUUCUCUCAGUCUGCCUAUAAUGAGGUCCUCCAGCACACAUAGUUCCUCUAGUGACCGAGCAGAGCACGGCUCUCUGGGACGCCGAGAGGCGACAGACCUGCUAGUUGGCCUGGGUCAAGCGCGUCGGCGAAAGAACAUGCCGGAGUUUCUGGGCGAUGCCAGCGCCCCCAAUCAAGACUCCGUAUCCCAGUUGAGCGGUUCUCUCCCAGGAUCUAUAAUGGGUACAGACCGCUGGAGGAACCGUGCAGCCAGCCGUUUCAGCGGCCUCUUCAGUUCCAACUCAGGAAACGUCUCUCUUGGGAAGGAGUGUGAUCGUGUGGAACAGCUGCAGAGUAAACUGUACUCAUAUACUAUGCUCGGAUUACCCAAGAUGCCUCCGCAGCUCUCGUUCCACAGAGACUCGUGGGAAGAGGAGCCCAACCUGGAGCUAGAAGAGAGCUGGAAGCAGCUUUUGGACAAUCCUGAGGUAAACGUCAGUGCCAUCAGCAAGAGGCUAUAUGGGAACUGCUGCAGACAGAGUCAGACUACAUCAAGAAAUUGCAUGUCAUCACUGAUCUGUUUCUGUGUGGCCUGCUGAACCUGCAGGAGAGUGGUUUACUUAGUGAAGUCGAACCUGUGCGCCUCUUCAGUAACAU